Sphaerulina musiva SO2202 is the source of this 1398-nucleotide messenger RNA. RefSeq lists its product as uncharacterized. Lineage: Eukaryota; Fungi; Ascomycota; Dothideomycetes; Mycosphaerellales; Mycosphaerellaceae. The transcript is spliced from 5 exons. The coding region runs from base 1 to 1398 and encodes 465 amino acids. The record is from RefSeq and is a predicted model, not a curated record.
AUGCCUCAGUCAUACGACUGCAAACCGCACAGUGAAGCAAGUAUUGGCAGAGUGAGAGACCGCUCAGUUGAUUGCUUAGAUACCUAUGAUAUGUUAGCUCGCCGUCUUCACUUGUUGCGUACUCACACUAUCGCCUUCGUGGUGAAUGCCAAGGCAGCUCGUCGAGGGAAACCCACAAGCAACGAUAUUCAGGUACCAUGGGACACCCAUUUUCUCGACCGGAUGUCCACAAUUGUAGAACCCAAGCACACGUCCCGAGCCUUGAUCUACAAACCUAAGCAUGACACUGACAGAGAGGAUGAUGUGCCGCCUGUGAAGCGAUUUCUGUGCGCUUAUGACCUUGCUACAAUGGCAAUGACCUUUCCAGACGGCUCAGAAGGGUCAGCAUACAAAGGUCUCCUGCCCAAGUGCUCCUCUGUGACGCGAAAAGUAGUGGAGGAGGCAGGUAGUGAAAGUCCGUUAGUCUUGGACGGCUACGAGCGGUCAACAUGGGCAGUAGAUGCAGAGUCCAGAGGUCAGCUCCAACUUCACUACUUCGAUCACCGCUACCAUAACUCACCUCGCUUCAUUUACCAACCUCGCCCUCGUUCCAUGCACCACAUCCCAGCUCUUUCAGAAACGCGCCACCCUUCGCCAAUGACGAUCAUGUCAUCAGACAGCAGUGCGGCACUCAAGCGUGAGCGCGAUGCUGGAGAACAGACAAUUGUCGCGGCGCAAUCUGCUGACAGCCAGUAUAGUCCCAACUUCAAGAACCUCGUAGAACUCAAGUCUGGAGACGGCACCACUGACAUGUGGGUGCAUCGGGAUGUCAUCUCCAGGAGCUCUUUAUUCAUUAAAGCCCAGCUAGAGAAAGGAAGUGUCGUUCUGCUGGGUAACGGCGGCCACCCAGCAUUCGAGGAAAUAUUCGAGUCCGAACUGGAGCCACUCCAAGAGUACGUACACUGGCUGUACACUGGCGUCGUUACGAACGGCAUCGAGGAUAGUUGCCUACGUCUUUUUUGGGAAUGGAAAGCGAGCCUUUGGUUGCGCGAUCCGGUUUACGCCAAUGCGGUCAUGGACGCGCUCAUCAUGCGCGAGUAUGACAAUGGAGUCACAAUCUUUUCUGGGUUCGAAGAUCAUCUGGAAAAAGCUUUGCAGGGAUCGAAGUUGUGGCAUUGGGCGGUUGACUCCAUCGGAGCGGUCGCAUCUACGGCAAAUAUGGGUAGGUUGCGAGCUCCUCUGAUAUACACGGAAAUGGAGUGCGGAGAUGAUUUCCUCAUGGACGUGUUCAUGAAGGUGCUGUCGCGCAUCGAAAACCCAGAAGACCACCAGAUUCCAGCCAUGGCGGAUCGUGAGAAGUACCAUCUCACCAAGGAAACUAUCGAGGAUGCUAGGAUGGCCUGGAUUGAGAAAAGUUGA